AUGGACCAAUUCGAGUCUACAACAUCGAGUGAGAAGAUUGUGUGCACUGAUGGCUAUCCAACAGCAUGGUAUGCACCGACACCACUUGCCUACAACACUCCCUUCAUGACACCGUUCCCUGCAUUCAACCAGUAUGACUUGACUGGAUACUCUACUGGCACAGCUCAAUGGCCAACACCACCGACAUACCAUGACCUGGCCAUUCUUCCCGCGGGCCAUGCGAACAACCUGAUUGAGAGACCUCGCAGCAGCCCUAGCACUUUCGGACCUUCACCCAAUGAGAUCAUCUGGCCAGAGAACCCUCUCGGCAUCCGUUUCCCAAUGAGCGAGCCUCAGAUGAUCCCAGCUACCACUGCCGUUCCCACAGCGACUUAUCAGACUCCUGCAGCAGAAUUCACCACUCCCAGCCCACCACAGAGGCGCAGCUCAGCAGACACCCAACGCUACUACCCGUCAAUCGCACCCAACCCUGCCGGCCUUGUUUCAAAACGCCGUCAAGAACAGGAAGAUGAGGAUGCCAUGCUCCGCUCAAACUCCAAGCGCCGCAAGCGCACACCCUCGCUCGAGCAUCUCAACGAUGAAGAGCGUCUUUUGAUUACAUUGAAAGAAGACGAAGCCCUACCUUGGAAGGACAUUGCUGCCCGUUUCAGCAACCAGCUGGGCCAGUCAAUCACCGUUGCUACACUGCAGAUGCGGUACCUUCGCCUGAGACAGCGAUUCCGAAACUGGGAAGAGCGCGACGUCGAGGCGUUGAGACAGGCGCACGAGUAUUGGGAGAAGUGCAAGUGGGACAUAAUCAGUGCNAAAGGCAAACACUGCGCCCGCAAGUGGGCGGAUAUCGCGCCUCAGCAUCUGCACACCAGAGGCCAGACGCCUCAGCAGCAUACACCUUCGUCUCAGCAACACACUCCGACACCCAAUUAUGCCACCAUGGCUGAAGGCUUUACGAACUAUGGAUAUGCUCUUUCCCUCUGA
Messenger RNA from Aureobasidium uvarum, 975 nucleotides. Lineage: Eukaryota; Fungi; Ascomycota; Dothideomycetes; Dothideales; Saccotheciaceae. The record is from the annotation of a GenBank genome assembly.